AUAUUCUUGUGCAUAUUUAAACGAUUAUUUUUAAAGUAGAUAUUUAUAAAUAAUUUGCAAUAUCGUAUCGUCAACAAUUCAGUAACCAUAGAGACACGCAGAAAUCAGUGUCGUAAUCAAGAUGGCGGAAAUGGAGUAAUCUACUUGACAGAUGUAAUGUUAUUUUGAAAGAAAAAAAAGCCAAAAAAAAGCUGGCACAUGUGUGGAGCCAUACUUAUGAACAGUUGGUUCAAAGCCCAAGGUUUAAAUGAGUUACCGUGCUACCCUACUAUCGCCGUUGCCAACAACAUAUGGGUUGGGGACGAUGCCAGGCAGUAAGGAUCUAUACUCGUCAACAUACUCAAGGAGAAGUGGUUCCGCUUCAAGGAAAUAUGGCACUUCUAAUGGUGUUUAUAGCACAGGGUUGUCAAAUUCUAGCCGUCCAAACUCAAGACCUCUGCCUGCUGGGCCAGGCCCACUUGAUUACACAGGAAGGAAACUAAAUACAUACACAUCAAGUGAUAUUAGGAAAAACAGUACAAGCAGUGUGCGUUCUGGACCUUUGCGUGCGGACCAUUCAUAUCAUGCAAGUACUAAAUUUGAAUAUACUCCAACAUUAGGUACUCUUCCAAGGAAGUACUCGACAAAUACUGCAGCAUUGAAUAACACAACGAAAGAUAUAGGAAAUAGAAGUAUACGCUCAAGAAGUGUUUCGACUACAGACAAACUGUCUGAUAAUUUAUCAAAUAUUCGAUUAAAUGGUGUUGAUAGUGUUAAAGCUUCACCAAGACCAAAUGAUUCAGACGACAGUUUAUACGGUGGGCGGGAGUCUCGGAAAGAUCGUCAUGACCAAAAUCUGAAUGACGUCAACUCAAGGGUUGGUUCUCGUGUUAGCCGUAUAUCUAAUGGAUCUGUUUCUAAUGAAGAUAUAUUAUUCUCGUCAAGGGGUAGAGAUAGUACUGGACGUACAACAACUUUACCAAGAGAUAAUGACAACAGAAGAAAGGAUACUUUAAAUGAUAUUGGCGGCACUAAAUCCCUGUCACGGCAAAGUUCAAGCAGCUCUAUAUCAACUGGAACUUCAAAGUACAACUUUGGUGGUAAAGUUGGUUUGAGAAAUAUUGGCAAUACUUGUUUCAUGAACUCAGUGCUACAAUGCCUCAGCAAUACAAAACCUUUACUUGAGUACACCAUCAAAGAAGAUUAUAUUUUAGACAAGAAUAAUACUACAAGUAAAUUAAAAGGGGCCUUGAUUAUUGCGUAUGCAAAUUUGAUCACAUCAUUCUGGAAGGACAAGAGUAGUUCAUACGUGUCACCUAACUCAUUCAAGUCACAAAUACAAAAAUUUGCUCCGAGAUUCUCUGGUUACCAACAACAAGAUGCCCAGGAAUUUUUACGUUAUUUACUAGAGGGUCUACAUGAGGAUGUGAAUAAAGUUACGGCGAAGCCGAAGCCUCUACAAAUUAACGAUGAUCAUUUUACCAGUGAUUCAGAGAAGGCCUCAGAGUACUGGAAUAAUUAUUUACGAUAUGACCACAGUAAAAUAGUGGAAAUAUUUGUUGGACAGCUGAAGAGUGAAUUGAAGUUUAAUAGCUGUGGGCACAGGUCUGUGACCUUUGACCCCUUCUGGGAUCUUUCCUUGCCAGUACCAAAGAUGAGAUCAGAAUGUGAGCUCAUAGAUUGCCUCAGUUUAUUUAUGAAGGAGGAAAUUCUAGAAGGGGAUGAAAGCCCUACUUGUGCCAAAUGUAAAAAGAGAACAUCAUGUACAAAGAGAUUUUCGAUUCAGAAAUUCCCUCCAAUAUUAGUGCUCCAUUUAAAGCGGUUUAGUCAGGAACGAUAUAGCCGUAAAAUUACUACUCUAGUGAACUUCCCAAUCAAACAUCUUGACUUGACAGAAUUUGCUGCAGAGAAGGGUCAACAGACUGUGUAUAAUCUGUAUGCAGUAAGUGAACACUCCGGAACUACUUACGGUGGUCAUUACACAGCGAAAUGUAAACACCCAUACACAGGAGAGUGGAACAGCUUCAAUGACACACAUGUGAGUCCAUGUGGAGCUAAUCAAGCUGUUUCAUCGGAAGCCUACGUCUUGUUCUUCGAAUUAGCAUCAAGCAGCGGAAGUCCGUCACGAUUGUAACCUCAUCUACGAAGAUACACUAGUCAAUAUGCCAUGUACUCGAAACUGUGAUAAAAAACGUUGCGUUGUUUUGCGGCACUUUGUACAUAAAAACUUUUUUCAAUCAUCAUCUGUCCAUCAUAAUUAUUAUAUACAUAUAAUUAUACAAAAAAAAAAUCAUAUAGUUUUGUUGAAUACACUUUUUAUUUGUUAAAUGAUUUGCGUUUUUAGUUAUUUACUGGUUUGCAUGACAGUUGUUUUAUGGACAGUUAUAUUUUUUAUUUUUGUGAAAAAAUACGAUGAUUUUGAUAUAUUGAAGUACAUGUAGUUUUGAAGGAAUGGAAAAGUUACGAAAAAGUAGGUCAUAAGAAAAAAAACUAAACAUACAACUUUUAUUUCAAGAAAAUAUGCUUUCAUUUUUUUCUUGAAAAAAGAAAAUGUGUGUCAUAACUAAACAUACUUUGUUUUAAAAGUGCUUUAGUUUUAAUAAUCAGUGAAUUGCUUUAAUUUUAUUGUUCUCGACAAAGAAUAUUUAUUGCAUACAUGUACAUAGAGACGAUCUAUCUUGUACUAGUACAUAUAUCUUAUACAGUUGACUUAUUUGAAAUGUUAUGAAUUGUAAAGAUUUUUUUUAAAAUAAUUUUUCUUAGCAUUGUCUCAUUGAACAUAUAAAGGUAGUUAACAUCUCAGGUAACUCUUUUACUUGUUGUUUUUAUAUUCAUAUAAAGAAUGAUUUUUUUAAAAUUGAAAAUAAAACCUUUAUGACCUUCCUACCAGGUUGAAAAAAAAAAAUGUUGAACAUUUUAUCUUGUUGGAAUUAUUUAAUUUCAUAAAAUUCAGAUAUUUUCUUGGGUUUUUUUUUGUGAUUUUUUUUUCUCAUAAAAACCAAAGAUAUAUUAAGUUAUAUCAUAUAUUUAUUUUAUAAACUUUUUUGUCAGAUUUAAUGGGGAGAAAAAUUGUAAAAGGCACUGCUUUAUUCAGGUUUUAUGAAAAAUUUGAUUUGUGCUGUGAACAAGACACAAGUGAAUUUAGAAUUUAGAACAAAACAAUGAGAAUUGAAAAUACAGAACAAAACAAUAUGUAAUAAAGUUGAGAAGAAAUGGUGAAUUAAAAAUUUAGAACAAAAAAAAGAAUAGAAAAUGUAGAACAAAACACAAACGGAAUGAAAAAGUUAUUACUCCAGAAUUAAGAAUAUUUUGUGUUUUACCAAGCUAAUCUGUAGGUAAAAACAAACUUUUGCUGUUACAGCUUUAAAGAUAAGCGCAAUAGGUUGAAUAAUCCAUUGUGACUGCUAGUGCACCGCGAGGCUAUAAUGGUAAAAUGUGUUUGUUUGUACCUACGCAUUAGCUGGUAAAAACCCACAAUUUCCGAGCUCCGGAUAUCAUCUAUUGAAAAUUUUAUAACAAAAUGAGAUAUAUUACAAGUCACAAGACUGUAUUUUCAUAGGUCCCAGAUUGAUAUGAGAUUAGGAUAGUUAUUAUCUCUGCUUUGAAAUCAGUUUAGCUCAAAUGAUUUGCAUUUUGUUGAUCAAGCCAUUACCUGACAAUUUUCAUGGUUGUGUUUUCUGUUUUUAGGUUAUAUUUUAACUUAUUAUGUUGCAUACAGGGAGAGUGUGUUGUGAUCACUAUUUUAUGUAUUAUAUAUAAAAAAAAUGGCUUUAAUAAUUGUGGCCAGUCUUACAUAUUAUCAGAUAAUUUAUGUCAGUAAAAUAAUUAUCACCUUAGUGCAGUAACGGGUUAAUUACUAUGAAAUUCAUUAGGAGUUAGCCCAUUACUGCACUCAGAUGACGAAAUAUGAUUGUUUUUGUGAAAGAGUUGUUAAGUAUAUCAUGUUAAGUUGUGAAACCUAUCUGUGUUGAAUUAAAGAAAAUAUUUUCUGGAAAAUUUUCACAUUUUCUAUCAAAGGUAUAAAGCAUUUCUGAUUAAAAAUGUGAAUUAUAUAUAUAUUAUAGGGUUGUGAAAAUGAAGAGCAGAAGUUUUAGAAAAGGUUGUCUGAUGUUUACGUUAUUUUUCUGUGAAGAAGUUGUAAAAAAUGUGUAUUUGAUUUCUUUUAAGUUUCUCAUUCGCAUGCUUACUUCAUGUUCAAAAAUGGUCUAUACAAUGUUUUAAGUUUGUUAACUGGAGGAAUUUAAGUAAUUUCACAUAUGAUUAAUAAUACAUGUCUUCUGUUAAAUUGAUACAAACGAUUUGUGAAGAAGGAAUUCAACUGUCUGUUCACUAUCAAUACCUAUUUAAGGGGAUGCACAUACAAUUGGCAAGUCUAGAUCAGACCAUUCAACAAAGAGUUAUUGCCCCUGAUUAGUUAUAUGCAGUAUGUAUACAGUUAUAUUUGUUUCUGCACUAAUUCUCAGCAUCACAG
Molecule: messenger RNA, 4450 nt
Organism: Ruditapes philippinarum (Manila clam)
Lineage: Eukaryota; Metazoa; Mollusca; Bivalvia; Venerida; Veneridae
Product: ubiquitin carboxyl-terminal hydrolase 2-like
Exons: 13
Coding region: 248-2113 (621 amino acids)
Biological process (GO): protein deubiquitination
Cellular component (GO): cytoplasm
Molecular function (GO): cysteine-type deubiquitinase activity
Source: RefSeq, a predicted model, not a curated record